UACAAUAAAGUUAUACGAAAAUGGCUGAAGAGAGCAAAAAAAUUUCUUUCGGUUUUGCAAAGUCUGUAAAAAAGCCAAUUUUAGACAAACAAAAGUUACAUCAAGACAAAAAAGUAGAUUAUAUCGAAUGUCUAGAUGAUAAAGCGAUUAAAGUGAUUGGGAAGGAAGAGAAAAAAGAAGAACCUCUUAUUAUUCCAUUAUUGGAAUCUAAUACCUGGCACGAUAGAAUCGUUAAUAAAAUAGAUGCUUUAAAGUCAAAAACAAGUAAUGACGAUGGGCAAAAAAAAGUUAAAAUCAAGGAAGAAUCAGACCAAGUAUCCAAUGGUGAUUUAACAUCGAUUAAUAGGAUUGUUUCUUCCUCUAAUGUGCAAAUAAAAACAGAUUUGUCUGUUGAAAGUAAAAUUCUUACUUUGGAUGAGCAAGCAGUUAAAGAAAUUAUAGAAGAUCUCAAUGUAACAGAAAAAAAUAAAGAUGAUUUGUAUGAUAUAACGUUAUCUUUAGUUAAAAGAGAGAAUUUAGAAGGUGCAGAAGAAAGUACAUUAGAAGAUUACGAGAAGGUUCCGCUAAAUAUUUUUGGUUCAGCUAUGUUACGAGGUAUGGGAUGGAAACCUGGUGAAGGAAUUGGUAAAAAUCCAAGGCUUGUAACACCUAUUAUACCUGAAUUAAGGCCCAUAGGAAUGGGACUUGGUGCGGACAAAGCAGCAUUGCAAAAACAGGAUGGGAAAACUCAAAAAGAGGGAAAAGAGUUACAGAAAGGAAUACAAAAAGGAAGUUUUAUAAAAAUUAUUGCUGCCAAGCGGUCCAAUGCAUAUGGCCAAAUAGAAGGUUUUGAUAAUGCAGGAAGAUUAAUCGUUAAAAUGGCACUAAACGGACAUACCAUCUCUGUGAACGAAUGCAUAGUUCAAGUAGUAACAAAGGCGGAAUACUCACAAAAUUCUAAAGUUCUCAGUUAG
Cyphomyrmex costatus is the source of this 953-nucleotide messenger RNA. Its product is annotated as G patch domain and KOW motifs-containing protein. Gene Ontology annotation, molecular function: nucleic acid binding. Gene Ontology annotation, biological process: mRNA splicing, via spliceosome. The record is from RefSeq and is a predicted model, not a curated record. Bases 21 to 953 code for a protein of 310 amino acids. Gene Ontology annotation, cellular component: spliceosomal complex. NCBI's taxonomy places the organism in Eukaryota, Metazoa, Arthropoda, Insecta, Hymenoptera, Formicidae. The transcript has 4 exons.